UUUAUUGGAUUCACGUACUGUCAUGGGGGACUUGGGAUGGAUUGCUUUUCCAAAAAAUGGGUGGGAAGAGAUUGGUGAAGUUGAUGAAAAUUAUGCCCCUAUCCACACAUACCAAGUAUGCAAAGUUAUGGAACAGAAUCAGAAUAACUGGCUUCUGACCAGUUGGAUCUCUAACGAAGGUGCUUCCAGAAUCUUCAUAGAACUGAAGUUUACUCUGCGGGACUGCAACAGCCUUCCUGGAGGACUGGGGACCUGUAAGGAAACUUUCAACAUGUAUUACUUUGAGUCAGAUGAUGAGAAUGGGAGAAAUGUCAAGGAAAACCAAUACAUCAAAAUCGAUACCAUUGCCGCUGAUGAAAGCUUCACAGAACUUGAUCUUGGGGACCGUGUCAUGAAACUGAAUACGGAGGUUAGAGAUGUCGGACCUCUAAGCAAAACGGGAUUUUAUCUUGCCUUUCAAGACCUGGGUGCUUGCAUCGCCCUGGUUUCUGUGCGCGUGUACUAUAAGAAAUGUCCUUCUGUGGUACGACACCUGGCUGUCUUCCCUGACACCAUCACUGGAGCUGAUUCUUCGCAGUUGCUGGAAGUAACGGGCUCUUGUGUCAACCAUUCGGUGACAGAGGAACCACCCAAAAUGCAUUGCAGCGCUGAAGGGGAGUGGCUGGUGCCCAUCGGGAAAUGCAUGUGCAAGGCAGGAUAUGAAGAGAAAAACGGCACCUGUGAAGUGUGCAGACCUGGGUUCUUCAAAGCCUCACCUCACAACCAGAGCUGCAGCAAAUGUCCACCUCACAGUUACAGCCAGGAGGAAGCUUCCACCUCUUGUGUCUGUGAAAAGGAUUAUUUCAGGAGGGAGUCUGAUCCACCCACAAUGGCAUGCACAAGACCCCCCUCCGCUCCUCGGAAUGCCAUCUCAAAUGUUAAUGAAACUAGUGUCUUUCUGGAAUGGAUUCCUCCUGCUGACACUGGUGGAAGGAAAGAUGUGUCAUAUUAUAUUGCAUGCAAGAAGUGCAUCUCCCAUGCAGGUGUGUGUGACGAGUGUGGAGGUCAUGUCAGGUACCUCCCCCAGCAAAUCGGCCUGAAAAACACCUCUGUCAUGAUGGUGGAUCUGCUCGCUCACACAAACUAUACCUUUGAGAUUGAGGCAGUGAAUGGAGUGUCCGACUUGAGCCCAGGAGCCCGGCAGUAUGUGUCUGUAAAUGUAACCACAAAUCAAGCAGCCCCCUCUCCAAUCACCAAUGUGAAAAAGGGGAAGAUUGCAAAGAACAGCAUCUCUUUGUCUUGGCAAGAGCCAGAUCGCCCCAACGGAAUCAUCCUGGAGUAUGAAAUCAAAUAUUUUGAAAAGGACCAAGAGACCAGCUACACAAUCAUCAAAUCGAAAGAGACGACUAUGACUGCAGAGGGCUUGAAACCAGCUUCAGUGUAUGUCUUCCAAAUUCGAGCACGCACCGCAGCAGGCUACGGUGUCUUCAGUCGAAGAUUUGAGUUUGAAACCAUCCCAGUGUCAGUUGCAGCAUCCAGCGAUCAAAGCCAGAUUCCUAUAAUUGCUGUGUCUGUGACAGUGGGAGUCAUUUUGUUGGCAGUGGUUAUGGGCUUCCUCCUCGGUGGAAGUUGCUGCGAAUGUGGCUGUGGACGGGCUUCUUCCCUCUGCGCUGUUGCCCAUCCAAGCCUAAUAUGGCGGUGUGGUUACAGCAAGGCAAAACAAGACCCAGAAGAGGAAAAGAUGCAUUUUCAUAAUGGGCACAUUAAACUGCCAGGAGUAAGAACUUAUAUCGAUCCACAUACCUAUGAGGAUCCCAAUCAAGCUGUCCAUGAAUUUGCCAAGGAGAUAGAAGCUUCAUGCAUCACAAUUGAAAGAGUUAUUGGAGCAGGUGAAUUUGGUGAAGUUUGUAGUGGACGUUUGAAACUUCCAGGAAAAAGAGAAUUACCUGUGGCAAUCAAAACCCUUAAAGUAGGCUACACUGAAAAGCAGCGUAGAGAUUUCCUGGGUGAAGCAAGUAUCAUGGGGCAGUUUGAUCAUCCUAACAUCAUUCACUUAGAAGGUGUAGUGACCAAAAGUAAACCAGUGAUGAUAGUGACAGAGUAUAUGGAAAAUGGCUCUUUAGAUACAUUUUUAAAGAAAAAUGAUGGGCAAUUCACUGUGAUUCAGCUGGUUGGCAUGCUGAGAGGCAUUGCUGCUGGAAUGAAGUACCUUUCCGACAUGGGCUACGUGCAUAGAGACCUCGCUGCUAGAAACAUCUUAAUCAACAGUAACCUUGUGUGCAAAGUGUCUGACUUUGGACUUUCCAGGGUGCUGGAAGAUGAUCCUGAGGCAGCCUACACCACAAGGGGAGGCAAAAUCCCAAUAAGAUGGACUGCCCCAGAAGCUAUAGCUUUCAGAAAGUUUACCUCUGCUAGUGACGUCUGGAGCUAUGGAAUCGUGAUGUGGGAGGUUGUGUCUUAUGGAGAGAGACCCUACUGGGAGAUGACCAAUCAAGAUGUGAUUAAGGCAGUAGAGGAAGGCUACCGUCUGCCAAGCCCCAUGGACUGUCCUGCUGCCCUCUACCAAUUAAUGCUGGACUGCUGGCAGAAAGACCGAAAUAGCAGGCCCAAGUUUGAUGGAAUAGUGAACAUGCUGGACAAGCUGAUACGUAACCCGAGCAGCCUGAAGACACUGGUCAAUGCAUCGAGCAGAGUAUCUACUUUAUUGGCAGAACAUGGCUCCCUGGGAUCUGGGGCCUACAGAUCAGUAGGUGAAUGGCUAGAAGCAAUCAAAAUGGGCCGGUACACAGAGAUUUUCAUGGAAAAUGGAUACAGUUCAAUGGACGCUGUGGCUCAGGUGACCUUGGAGGAUUUGAGACGGCUCGGAGUGACUCUUGUCGGUCACCAGAAGAAGAUCAUGAGCAGCCUUCAAGAAAUGAAGGCGCAGCUGGCAAACGGGAUGGUGCCAUUGUAACUUCACUUGACUGUCAUGUCAUUGAAUGAAUGUUUCUGCACUUUGUAAACAAGCCCUGAGAUUUAUUUUAACAAAGAGGGGGGAAAGGAAAACUCGGUGAUUUCUAAACGUUUUGGGAGCAUUACUUUCAGCCACAGAAUUUGUAAUCAGUGUUUUAGCUUCUUCUCAAUGUCGUCAUUUUUUAAGAAACUAAUAUGACCUCCUUGGAAUAACAACACAAGGUUAAACAUGAUCUUAUCUUACAACAAAAAAAAAAACCCUUCCCACCACUUCUACAAAAUUUUGUACAUGAAAUAUAUAAUUGUACACAGCACCUUUCUAGACUGAAUGAAGGCAGCACCUUUCAAAACUUCCAAGAAUCUACUUGAAGGGCAAAGUUUUAUAGUCAUGUGUGGGCUAACACAAGCUGCAAUUUACUGAAGUUUACUUCAAGUCUUAAUUGUCUACAUAAGUGUACUGAAGAGCAAUAUGGUUAGAUAAUUUCUUAAUAGGUAACUUCUUUUGCGAUUUUAAAGUGCUGUUACACAGCGUUAAGUUAUAGAAACUAGUGUAUAAACAUGUUGCUUGAUCAAGGACAAGUAUAAUACAGGGUGUAUAUUUAUUUUUCUGUGUUAUAGAAUUUACUUUCAGCUGCUCUUCUAGAAACUCGAUGGUAAUAGAUGUGUAUAUACUGUAUCAUUGGCUGUAUACCCAGGAAUCAAUUUAAGUUGGAGUUUUGUGUAUAUGUGCUUGCACCUGUGUGCAUUACCAUUCUGCUUGCAUUUGUAAUAGUUUUAAUUUUAGCAGCAUACAGGAACAGGUGUUCCAGAGUGGAAUAUGAACAGGAGAAAUGGGGAAGCAGUGAAACAAAGUUUAACACAAGCUUUUGUCUUUUUUCCCCUCAUGUUCCCAAAAGCUACUGAGUCUCUUUAUUCACUAACAGGAAAUGUCUGGAAGAUUAAAUCCCCUUUGGCUUUUUAAAAACACUUUUUGAUAUCUGUGACAAUACAGUUCUUCUAGCCAUUAAUCUUGCACCCCUGUAAGAAAUUUCACCUUUCUGAGUCCCAGAAAAUAUCUUGUCAAGCAACAUUGACACCGAAGGGCACAUUUUCAGAAGGAUGAAGGAUUUAACUGUGCAGACUUCUGUUAAUGUUGCUAAAUCCAGGCACAUAACACUAAGCAUUACCCCUAAGUGUUAAUCCUUUGUAACCAUUUCCCUUGUAGCUCAGCUCUAGAAAUUUUGAUAACUAAGGCAGCAAUGAAAUGAUGACAAAUGUAUCUACUUCCUUCAUAAUUUUCUCUGUUUCAAGACUUGGCGUGUUUUAUUUGUUGAUCGUUGUCUAUUCAUUUGGAAAUUUCAUCUUCUAUUCAGUUAUGUCAAAUUGAAUUUAUUUUGAUGAACCAAUUUAAAGUUUUAUUUAAUUGGCCUUAUUAAGCAAUAUAAGAUACACCCUAUGUAUACUCUAUAUACCGUACUUGAUGAAGACUGAUACUGACAUUUGUGGUACCAAUUGUAAAGUUUAUUAGAAUAUGAACAAAACUGAGAUUUGUACUAAAAUAAUGAAAUGUUUGUAUUACUAAACUUUAUAGAAAUCAUGGAAUGACAUGUGAUUCAAGGAGAACGGCAUUUAAACAAAAUAGAGCCUACUUG
Molecule: messenger RNA, 4562 nt
Organism: Myotis davidii
Lineage: Eukaryota; Metazoa; Chordata; Mammalia; Chiroptera; Vespertilionidae
Gene: EPHA5
Product: EPH receptor A5
Exons: 17
Coding region: 23-2932 (969 amino acids)
Biological process (GO): cell surface receptor protein tyrosine kinase signaling pathway; protein phosphorylation; axon guidance
Cellular component (GO): neuron projection; plasma membrane
Molecular function (GO): ATP binding; protein binding; transmembrane-ephrin receptor activity
Source: RefSeq, a predicted model, not a curated record